This is a messenger RNA of Rotaria socialis, 2190 nucleotides long. The record is from the annotation of a GenBank genome assembly. Lineage: Eukaryota; Metazoa; Rotifera; Eurotatoria; Philodinida; Philodinidae.
AUGAUAGGUUUGUUCUUGAGUUUUCCACAUUUGUUCAACCAUGAAACAUACGACAAGAAGAAACCUAUUGACAUCGCUAUUGAGUACAAUGGUCCCGACGUUAUCAAACAUUUUUUUGACCUUGGACACAUCCGAUAUGUUGAAAAUACGAAAGAUAUAGUUACUCUAGAUGAAGUCUCUACUUAUAGCCCUGAAUAUGAAGUAUUAUCCUUUCUGAAACUACAAUAUGAAGAAGUAAUCAAUGGUGAUCAUAGUUUACUUUCUUGUGCUUGCCGCCAAUUACAUGGCCAUAAAAUGAUUUCUCAUCUGAUCAAUCCAAAUAGUAUCAUGUAUAGAGACAAGAAGACUGGUUUGAGUCCAUUGAUGGUUGCUGUUCAACAUCGCCAACUUCAAUGCAUCAAAGAGCUUCUUAACAAUAAAUAUUUUACACAAGAAGCAUUUGAAUUAGUUAGUAAUAUCUCGUUUCGCACAGUAUUACAUAUUUGUACAAAAGUUCACAACAAAGAAAUCACCAAAUCACUAAUUGAUUCUCGUUUCAUGUCCACUACAUUAGCAGUUGCCACCGAUGUAGUGGGUGAUACACCUCUACAUACAUGUGCUCAGGUUGGCAAUGUGUACAUGACACAGUUAUUGCUAGACUAUAUAACCAAUCACAAUUCGCCAGUGACGACUUGUUCUGAUUCACGAAACCUUUUAACAAUGAUCAAACGUGAUACUGAUAGACGAAUGCCACCAGAAGCAUCAACUGUCAGGUGUAUUAACGCUACUUCUCGUUAUGGAUCAACAAGUAGACAAGCUCACGCAAUAUUGACAAAAAAGAAUAAAUCCAAACUAACACCUCUACACGUGGCUAUUCAAGCGGGAAAUUUCGAUAUCAUAAAUGAAAUGCUCAAAUAUGCUGAUUCUUCGGUGGUUAAUGUGUUUGAUGACCAACAACGCACAAGUUUGCAUAUGGCUGCUGCAAAAGGUCAUGUUGGUAUUAUUAAUGCACUCCUCGACCAUUGGGCUGAUUCACAUGUUUGUGAUAUGAACGAAUGGACACCAUUGCACCAUGCAGCACGAUGUAGUAGGAAUGCGAACGACGAAGAACGACCUCAAUGUAUUGAAAAUCUUAUUAAACGUGGUUUGAUCAAUAUCAAUGCGUUGACUAUUCGACGAGAAACACCAUUGCAUAUUGCAUGCGAAUAUGGUUCGAGUAAACUUGCCAAACAGUUGAUAGAAUUCGACUGUGAUCUAUUAGCAAGGAAUGUAGACGGUCACAAUUGUCUUGAAGUAGCGAUCGAAGCAAACAAUGAAGAAGUUGUUCGAUAUUUGAUUGAAAACGACAACUGUUUCGAUUUAAUGCGCAAUUCACAAAUUCGUAAAAAUAAACGCCACUGGUAUUCUUUGCUUGCUCGCCAUUGUAAAGUAGACACGCCGAUGAGAAAACUCAUUCGUAAAAUGCCCAACAUGGCUUUGCUCGUGCUUGACAAAUGUUCAAUGAGAGUGGGCAUCAAAGGAACAAAUGUAAGCAAGAACAUUUUUGUGUAUGAAUUUCUGGAAGAUCAGUUUACGGUGAACAAGUGGAAGGGAGAAGAUGUAACACAAAGCGAAGUGUACACUUCCAAUACGGUUGAUUUGGUAAUGAAUCAUCCACUAUUUCUCAUGGAGCAGUAUGAAACUCAUGAUCUAAUGUCACAUCCCCUUAGUAAUUAUCUCGUGAACUUAAAGUUUAAAACAUUCGGUAUUUUUCUCUAUGUCCUGAUUCUCUUGCUAUAUAUGAUUUAUCUCGCAUUGUUUACUACGAUCGUACUACGCAACAACCAUCCAGGAGCCUAUUAUAAUCUUACAAAUAUUGAUUUCGAAGAUUCAUUGUGUUACAAUGUUUCGCAAGCACUUCUGACAGCAUCACCAAGUCUUGGCGGUUUGGCUGUUGGUGAAAUUCCACCGUUGAUGAAACAAGCGUCAGAUAAUCGCACCAGAUUAUUUUUUGAACUUGUUGUCGUAUGUGAGAUUUUUCGUUACCGAAUUAUUUGGAUUCUUCGGCGCGGUAAUGUAAAUGAUGCUAUCGCAUAUAGUUAUCAAAAUUUAGACAAAAAGAAGUGGUACGAACGAUUUGAACAAUGGCUGACGAAUCGAUGCUCUGUUUCAGCUCAUGAUGAUAAUGAUGAUGAUCUAGCAGUGAACACUGAUAAACUAUUAGAAUAUUAG